Messenger RNA from Haliotis rubra (blacklip abalone), 856 nucleotides. RefSeq lists its product as uncharacterized. The transcript has 2 exons. The record is from RefSeq and is a predicted model, not a curated record. NCBI's taxonomy places the organism in Eukaryota, Metazoa, Mollusca, Gastropoda, Lepetellida, Haliotidae. Bases 250 to 729 code for a protein of 159 amino acids.
GUAUCGCAGACAGAUAAAAACAGUUUGGAUAGUUAUCACACUUUGCAAACAAAUGUUGCAAUGAAAGAAUAGACAAAUGCUAUAAUUAGACAUUGGGGAGCCAAGCUGACGUGGACUUUUGUGGAGAGCGGACGGGCCAUACCCAGCUCUUGCUCCACUUGACCAGUUUGUACAGAAAAUGUAGGGUCCCAUACUGUAUAUGUUGUCAGAAGAGUAGCCAGGCUAUUCUAUUGCCAACCAUAAACUGUAAUGGCAGAAGGAAGCGUGGAUCCGUUGCUUGGCAACAGUGCAGUUGACAUCAAGUUCAUUGUGGAGAAUGUUUAUCGUGAUCUUAUCAUUCGACACGUUCGAUGUGGAUCCUUGGUUGCACAUAUGUGUUUUCCUCAAAUGGCACCACACCCACCAACCAGUGCAAUUCGAGAUGGAAGUGGAGGCCUUCACGUCCACGCUAAACCACCGUGCAAAGACGAGACAACGCCGAUUCCAACCAUCUACGGAGAUGAUGUAUCCCGACUGCGAGGCCACCACAACGUUGUUCCACACGGCCUGUUCUUAACGAGAAACAAGAACACUGAGCGCAUGUGUGCAGGGCACCGUGUGCAGCAGAUACAGUGUUUGGCGACGGCACCUUCUCCUCAGCUGCCCGGCUGUUCGAGCAGAUCUACCACACUGCAUGCUGAUUAUCAAGGCCUCAUGUUCCAGUUAGAUUGCUGUCCUGGACUACACUGAUGACGUGGCUGACCUGAUCCACCUCCACAUGAUCCAUCACUGUGACUUAUCGGUGAACAGUCUGUGGCUCAAACAUUUAUUGUUAUGUAUUUAUUAAAGUUCUACCAUGACUACGGUAUCAGACGAC